Messenger RNA from Hyaloperonospora brassicae, 2088 nucleotides. NCBI's taxonomy places the organism in Eukaryota, Oomycota, Peronosporomycetes, Peronosporales, Peronosporaceae. The record is from the annotation of a GenBank genome assembly.
AUGACUCCCGUGGACAGCUCCAACAGCAAAAACACAACGCUGGUCGAUGUCUGGUACCCCGUGCAUUGGGUCUGUCUCGCUGUUGCGGCCGUCUCCUCGCUCUAUCUUUUGCUGCACUCGGUCACCUUCCACCGCCUAAAGCGGCGCAUGGCCGACCUCCUGCUCUGCGGCAUUGCAGUGGCCGACUUGGCCUUUGUCGGCUCGGAAGCCAUCAAACAGCUCCUGCACACGUCUUACGUUGCACGCUACCGGCAAAAGCAGCACGAAGAUGGCGGCGGCGGCGGCGACCCCUCCUACGACACGAGCGACUUCCUGUUGACGCUCGUUGGUCGCGCCAGCUUCUUCAUGUCCUUGUACUGGAUCGCCAACCUGUCGCUGCUCAUGCGACGGGGCAGCUUCGAGGCUCUUCGGACCAAGAAGAGCUUGUUGCUGUCGUCACUGGCCUCGCUCGUCUACGGCUGCAUGCACGCCGUUCUCCUGGUCUUGGCGUCCUCGCGCGAUCGAAAGCACAUGGCAUUGGCGUACACGACGACCGCUGUGCUGCUGCUUUCCGUGCAGACGACGCCGUUGCUGCUUCUCGUGACGAAUCUCUGGGCCGUGAAAACGUCGAGACUGGUUGCGUCCACCCACGGACGUAAUGCCAUUCGGAGACUUGUGGCCUAUUGUGUCACGGCUGCAGUCUGUACACUGCCGUCUGCACUGGUCCUCGUCUUUUCCCAGCAUUUGGUCCCACUGGGAGCGGUCGCAGAGACCUUGAACUACGUCGUUCCAGUAGCAAACGCGCUGCUCUUUGGCACGAGUCUCAGCUGCUGCUGCCACGCUGCGGAGACCGAGCGAACGACUUUGCCGAGUCUGGACAAAAAGCGGAGUAACAACGACACGCUGUUGUCGUCGAUUGAUAUUUCGGCAGGCGUUGACUCGGUUGAUGGGAACGGGGUGGUGAUACCUGACAGUACGAACGAGACGGUGUGUACAACGAACGGGAUGUCGCUUGGAUACAAAGACGGGAUCGUGCUGGCAGGAGGUCCUUUUGCGGAGAUGGAGACGGAAGGACUCGCUGUCAUGAUUGGCGAGGGAUCUAGCGCCGAGGUGUACAAGGCUCAGUGGCUGGGAAUCACCGUCGCACUCAAGUGCUUGCGUGUCCAGGCGAAAAGAAGCAGGAGCUCCGAAGCCGACUUGUACAUGACCCACCUGGCUGAAUUGCAUACGGAAUUCCUCGAGGAGGCGGUCUUGGCUGCCCAGCUUCGACAUCCAAACAUCACACUAUUUAUUAAAAUGGGCACCUACAAAGGCAGCUUGUGUCUCGUCAACGAAUACUGUGCACGCGGAUCACUUCGAGACGUUCUUCGGGCGAAUCCGUUCUUGGAGUGGAAUACAAAAGUGCGUCUGGCCUUUGAAGCAGCGAAAGGGUUGGCGUUCAUGCACAAUUGCGAGCCAAUUUAUCUGCAUCGAGACCUCAAGGCUUCCAACAUACUCGUGACUGCCGACUGGACAGCUAAAAUUGCCGAUUUCGGCAUUUCUCGGAUCGCAACGGACUAUACAGUGCAGAAGAAUCACCUGUCGCACAAAUGCUCUUUGCAGUCUCUCCAAUCGAUUGACGAGAGCGACAUCAUGGCCGAUGGCGCUGCGUCCGAGUUGAGAACGACUUUUGCAGGCACGUGGCGUUGGAACGCUCCCGAAAUCAUGCGAAAUCCGAACGAAUGCCACUUCAAUCGCGAGACCGACAUUUAUAGCUUCGGUGUGGCUCUGUGGGAAAUCUUGACCAACGGGGCGAUCCCGUUCGGCGAUGUCGACUUUGACCAUCAGGUCCGACAGCUCGUGGCAGCUGGCGAGCGUCCAACGAUCCCUCCGAUUUACCUGCAACGUGCCCCGCCCGAGUUUGUCGAAGUCAUGUGUGCUUGUUGGCAUCAGCGACCGGCAAAGCGACCGAAGGCCCAAGACGUGAUGCUGCGUUUGGGCUUGCUGUCGUCUACGCUAUCGAGAGUUUCGGAGUUGUUCUCGUCGCCUUUGAACACGGCACGCGGCACCUUUGGUGACAACAAUUAUCAUAGUAUGAACUCGAACCAUAGUUGUCCAGGACUCUGGUGA